AUGGUGGACGAGGCUGAAGAUGGAGACGAUGGCAGCAUCAUCGACAGUGGAGUCGCUAGCCACCCCUCCGGUUCUCCACCAGAAACCAAACCAGUCGCUGAAACAGUGGAAGGUGUUGAUAUCAUCAGCUCGAUGCCACAUGUGAUCCUCCACCAUAUUCUCUCUUUUAUUCCAACUCAGUUCGCGAUCAGAACUUCCGCCUUGUCCAAAGCAUGGAGGCAUGUAUGGUGCCACACACCUUGUCUCUACUUUCAUAAUCUCCAAGAUAAUGGAGAGAAGACGGCUCGAGUUAUAAACCAAACCCUAAGUUCCUACAAGGCUCCGAAAAUCACGAGUUUCCAUCUUGAUUUACCCCGAUAUGUCCCUCAACCCCAGGUUAAUACCUGGAUGGAGUUUGUUGUGUCCCGUAACGUGGAGAAGCUGUCUCUUGUCUUCGAUGGUUACACGACUCAAUGUUUCCCAGAUUUCUUCUAUCGUAGUUCGUCUCUAGAGAAGCUCCGCGUGAAUUUUGAAAUGAAUCUGGGAUGCACAAUAUCUUGGAAAUCACUAAGGAACUUGACGUUGAGCAAUUGUAGUCUCUAUGAAUCAUCGCUUGCUAAUAUUCUCUCUGGCUCUCCAAUUCUUGAAACCUUGAAAUUGUCUAACUGUAGAGGACCUCAGCGUCUUGAUCUGAGUAAAUCACGUAGUUUGAGGACACUGCAUAUUUGGGAUUACAGGAGGGACCCAACCGAGAUGAUUGAUGAUUACGUUGAGCGUUAUGAAGGGCCAACAGAGAUUGUAGCGCCGCACAUCCAAUAUUUGAGUUUGAGUAGAUCUUAUGAACCAUUUACUCUAGUCGAUGUCUCUUGUGUGACCGAAGCUAGCCUUGACAUUUACAUUGGACCUUCACCUUACAUUAAUGUAGAAGAGCUUCCUUUCAGUUUCAAGGCCGAUAUUUUUCAAACAGCGGUCUUGAAGAUGCUUGCAAAUUUACAAAACGCAGAGAGACUUUCUUUUGGGGAAACCUUUCUUCAGAUUCUGUCUCUCGCUCAGCUCCGCGGUGUUCCUUUCCCGACGUUCAAGGUCCAAACUUUGACCCUUGAAACCACUUUAGCAAGAUCUGUUAUUCCUGGUAUAACAAGGUUACUACAUAAUUCACCUGGACUAGAGAAGCUAAUAGUAGAAGCAUCACAGUGGGGUGAGAUAAAGGAUGGUGAUAUGUACAGCUAUUUGGAGUCACAAGGCUUGAAUCCAAAUCAACGUUGGAGAGCAUAUAAGCUUUUUCCUACCUCAGAUGAAUUUUAUGCGAUUGUCAAUGAUAAGGAGUCAACGUGGGAAGUCGUGGCGUUGUUCGUUGAAAUGAUGCUGAUAAAUGUAACGGCACUAGAGACGUUAGUUGUAGGGUUGAAAUGUAUUGGCCGAUGCUUUGGUAAUGCAGAAUUGCAGGAAAAGUUGCUUCAGAUGCUUCCAACACUUCCUAACAUCAAUAAUGUCUCCAUCGUACUCAAGGGCUGA
This is a messenger RNA of Eruca vesicaria subsp. sativa (arugula), 1494 nucleotides long. The record is from the annotation of a GenBank genome assembly. NCBI's taxonomy places the organism in Eukaryota, Viridiplantae, Streptophyta, Magnoliopsida, Brassicales, Brassicaceae.